This is a messenger RNA of Stereum hirsutum FP-91666 SS1, 948 nucleotides long. Its product is annotated as GDSL lipase/acylhydrolase. Lineage: Eukaryota; Fungi; Basidiomycota; Agaricomycetes; Russulales; Stereaceae. The transcript is spliced from 4 exons. Bases 1 to 948 code for a protein of 315 amino acids. Gene Ontology annotation, molecular function: hydrolase activity, acting on ester bonds. The record is from RefSeq and is a predicted model, not a curated record.
AUGUCUGAGCUCGCUGCAGCAUAUCUACUUGCUUCGCUCCCCAACGCGCUGGCGAAGGGUAUCCCACCGAAUGCCAUCCAAAACUUGGUUACCUUUGGCGAUUCAUAUACCGACAUCGUCAACGUCUUCGACGGUGGAGCUCCUUGGCCUAUUUACCUCGCAGACUACGCAAAUCUUACACUCUUCGCCUUCGCUCAGGCUGGUGCUGUUUGCGAUCAAAACUUGACGCCUAGGUCCGCCUUCCCGGCUGUAGUGCAGAACCAGAUACCGGAGUACCUCGACGCGCUGGCAGCAGGAAACAUCACAGGCGAUGCGAAUAGCACCCUGUUCACGCAAUGGAUUGGCACAAAUGACGUCGGUCAGCUUCUCACAGGAGCUCAAACCGGGGAGGCGACGGUAGUGGAUACCGUGGCAUGUGCGGUCGAGUGGGUGAAGACGAUGUAUGAUGGUGGGGCACGAAACUUCCUGUUCCAAAAUAUGGUACCACUGGAGCGAACCAUCUUGUACUCCAACGACUCGUACCCCAAUCGCUAUUGGACGCAGGAACGCAAUACAACGGAAUGGAGUCUCUUCAUGCGCGAGUUGACGGGCUCCGGUAACGAGAUUGCCAAGUUUAUGCUGAAAACACUGGCGCCCACCCUUCCCAAUGCUCACAUUGGCUUGUUUGACUCGCACGGCUUGUUCAACGACAUCUUGAAUAACCCUUCCUCGUACCUGAACGGGACAGCGCCUCUCAACACCACGGGUGCCGUCCGCUCGUGCAUCUUCCAAGAGUUCGAAAGCACUUCAGCCACAGGCAACUGCACCAUUGCAAACGGAACUGACGCAGACAGCUUUGCCUGGUUCGACGAGCUGCACCCAUCUGAACAAUCCGACAGGAUCGUUGCUCGACAGAUCGCCAACUUGAUACAGGGAGUGGGUAACAACUGGACUACGUGGUUUAGUUGA